Molecule: messenger RNA, 2730 nt
Organism: Neoarius graeffei (lesser salmon catfish)
Lineage: Eukaryota; Metazoa; Chordata; Actinopteri; Siluriformes; Ariidae
Gene: slc4a1b
Product: solute carrier family 4 member 1b (Diego blood group)
Exons: 17
Coding region: 85-2607 (840 amino acids)
Biological process (GO): bicarbonate transport; regulation of intracellular pH; monoatomic anion transport
Cellular component (GO): plasma membrane; basolateral plasma membrane
Molecular function (GO): solute:inorganic anion antiporter activity; monoatomic anion transmembrane transporter activity; bicarbonate transmembrane transporter activity
Source: RefSeq, a predicted model, not a curated record
CAAGGCCCUGAGAGCUUUUUCACUAUUGGUGCAGACAUUCUUCGCAUCUCCUUGCAGUUGGUCUAUGUGGAACUGAGUGAGCUGAUGAAGAACCAGAGCAAGCAGGGAGGCCGGCAGGAGACAGGACGAUGGCAGAGUUACAAAGAGAGCCACGACCCUGAGGUUGGCCACUGGGAAUCUUCUCAUGUCUCCUAUCUGACCUUUAAGAGCCUUGUUCAGCUCAGAUGCAUGAUGGACACUGGGGUGGUGACGUUGGACAGAGAAGAGCCAUCACUCUCCAGCAUCAUGGAAAAAAUUGUGGAUGAGAUGAUCAAGAAGAGGCAGAUCAGACCCAGUGACCAUGAUGGGGUUUUUAAAGCUCUAACAGAAAACUGUAGCCAGUCAGUGGAGACACAGCCCUUGGUGUCACCUCUAGAAAUUCAGACAUUCUCAGUUGCAGAAAAGAGAGAUGUAUCUGAAGGUGUGGAGGCCUCCAUGGUGUUUGUAGCGGCUCUGGACUUCCUGGAGAAGCCGACUGUGGCAUUUGUCCGCCUGAAGGAAGCCCAAGUUCUCGAGACAUCGCUGAAGGCUUCAGCUCCUGUUCGCUUCAUCUUUGUGCUCAUUGGAUCAACCAAAAAUGACAUGGACUACCAUGAGACUGGACGAGCUAUGACUGCACUUCUGUCAGAUAAUGUGUUCAACCAGGCAGCAUUAAAAGCUCAGAGUGAUAAAGAGCUGAAUAAUGCGAUGAAGGACUUCCUGGAUUAUAGCAUGGUGAUCCCGCCUACAGAGAUUCAGGACGAAACCAUGCUUGCACCCAUCAUUGGCUUCCAGAAGAAGCUCCUGCAGGACAGACUCCACCUCUCUGAGCCUCAGCAUCACCUCAACCCCAAAGCAGAUAAGAGAUCGUCUAUUUCCAAAGUGCCUCUACCGGAGGAUCCACUGGUGCGCACUGGAAUACCAUUCGGAGGGUUGAUCAGAGAUUUAAGAAGACGCUACAAACACUAUAAGAGUGACAUCACUGAUGCCAUGAAUGCCCAAGUCUUUGCUGCUGUAAUCUUCAUUUACUUUGCCGCCCUCUCCCCUGCUAUCACCUUCGGCGGUCUGCUAGCUGAUAAAGUCGAUAAUAUGAUGGGAGUAUCAGAGCUCAUGCUGUCUACAGCAGUGCAAGGUGUUAUUUUCUGCCUGACUGCAGCCCAGCCAGUCCUCAUCAUCGGCUUCUCAGGACCACUGCUGGUCUUUGAAGAGGCCUUCUAUGGGUUCUGCAAGUCUCAGGACAUUGAGUACAUCGUAGGUAGAGUGUGGGUUGGCAUGUGGCUCAUUAUCAUUGUUGUGCUGAUCGUGGCAGUGGAGGGCAGCUUCCUGGUGCGCUUCAUCUCCCGCUUCACCCAAGAGAUCUUCUCCAUCCUCAUCUCCCUCAUCUUCAUUUAUGAGACGUUUGCCAAACUUGGCAGUAUUUUCAAGGUCCACCCUCUUAAUCUCAACUACGAGCACUUGAACACUUCAGUCGCAGAUCCUUGGCACCCCGUUGUCACCCAUCGCACAACUGUAAAUAAUUCCACAGGCAACAUCACUACGGUCAGCACCAUCCAUUACCGUGCCUACCCCAACACAGCGCUGCUCUCCAUGUGUUUGAUGUUUGGCUGCUUCUCCAUCGCUUACUUCCUACGCAUAUUCAAGAAUGGGUGCUUCCUGCCGGGCAAGGUCCGUCGUUUGAUGGGUGACUUUGGUGUCCCAAUCGCUAUUUUCCUCAUGGUUGCUGUGGAUAUCAACAUUAAUGACACCUACACACAAAAACUAGUGGUGCCUAAGGGCUUGCAGGUGUCUAACCCUGCCAUGCGAGGCUGGCUCAUUAACCCUAUGGGCGAACACAAGCCCUUCCCCACCUGGAUGAAGUUCGCUUGUGUAGUGCCCGCCAUUCUAGUCUUCAUUCUCAUCUUCCUUGAAUCACAGAUCACUACGUUAAUUGUGAGUAAACCCGAGAGGAAGAUGGUGAAAGGUUCAGGCUUCCAUCUGGACCUUCUGAUUUUGGUGUGCAUGGGGGGGUUCAGUGCUUUCUUUGGAAUGCCAUGGCUCAGCGCUGCCACAGUUCGCUCCGUAACACAUGCCAAUGCCCUGACUGUUAUGAGCAAAGGGUCUAAACCAGAGAUUGAAAAGGUUCUGGAACAGAGGCUUAGUGGUGUAUUGGUGGCCCUUCUUGUGGGUCUGUCCAUCCUCAUGGAGCCCAUUCUGAAGAUGAUCCCAAUGGCAGCUUUGUUUGGAAUCUUCCUCUACAUGGGAGUCACGUCUCUGAGUGGCAUUCAGCUGUGGGAUCGCAUACUGCUGCUCCUUAUUCCAAAGAAGUACCAUCCCAAUGAACCAUAUGCUCAAAGAGUGAAGAUGAGCAGGAUGCAUAUGUUCACAGGCAUCCAGAUUGUGUGCCUGGCCAUGCUGUGGAUAGUGAAGUCAAGUCCAUUGUCACUCGCCUUGCCCUUCAUCCUCAUCCUGACCAUCCCGCUGCGUGUGUACCUCAGUCGCCGUGUCUUCACCAAGCUUGAGAUGAAAUGCUUGGAUGCUGUUGAUGUCAAAGUGACAUUUGAGGAGGAGCCCGGAGUGGACGUGUAUGCAGAGACUCGGAUGCCAUCAUAAAUGUGUUACACCAAUGAGGCAAAAGCUACUUUGAGUCCCAUAACAACUUGUGAUAUGGAGAUGCUUAAUAAAUGUAGUAUACCUACCAAUAUCUCCAAGUUAAAUGUAAUCAUUUUAUGACUU